Talaromyces amestolkiae is the source of this 1461-nucleotide messenger RNA. RefSeq lists its product as uncharacterized. Lineage: Eukaryota; Fungi; Ascomycota; Eurotiomycetes; Eurotiales; Trichocomaceae. Gene Ontology annotation, molecular function: DNA-binding transcription factor activity, RNA polymerase II-specific; zinc ion binding; DNA binding. Gene Ontology annotation, biological process: regulation of DNA-templated transcription; aflatoxin biosynthetic process. The transcript has a single exon. The record is from RefSeq and is a predicted model, not a curated record. Gene Ontology annotation, cellular component: nucleus. Bases 1 to 1461 code for a protein of 486 amino acids.
AUGGAAGACCAUCGAUCCCCUUCUGGGGCACAACCUGCCUCUACUAAAGGUCGUGGACCGACACCUGCAGCGCCCAAGUUACGAGAUAGCUGUCAUGCCUGUGCUGCUUCCAAGCUGAAGUGCAACAAAGAAAAGCCAACAUGUGCACGUUGCGCAAAGCGUGGAAUUGCCUGUGAAUACUUGGCGACAAAACGUGGAGGAAGGAAGCAUACCAAUAGAAAUACCAACAGCACCACUGAUAGUAACCGGGCAUCUCCAAGCAAUAGUGCACCGCCGCCACCACAACCCUUGAAUGUGACUCAAUUUAUGCCUCCAAGGACUACCUGGUUCACAGCUGCAACCAGUGUUCCCGGUACAGUCGCACAUGGAUCACCUAUUCCUAUCCAAGCUUCCCCUCGACCGCCAGGCACGGCUCUUGACAUUCCACAACCUAUGCUAUCACCCGCGGAUCAUCCCAUGGCUGGCUCCAUGACAGACUUAUCCACUGACCUUGAUGAGUUCUUUGCCACACCCAACUCCUUUUCUCUCCCGGAAUUGAGUGACAGUGAUAUUCUGGGCCAGUCACAUUUCUUCCCCCCUUCUCUUGAUGGCAAUACUGGAAGUAAUAUUACAUCCAAUAACAGCUCUGAAAAUCUAUUCGAAAACUUCCAUCUAUUCCAGGAUGGCGUCCCAGAUUUUUCGGCAUUUUCGAAGCCAAGUUCAAUUUCAGAUAACCAAAACUCUCCAUUCGAUACCCAAAGCAGUAAUAACAGCACUCGAGGAGCAGACACCCUAUGUUAUUGCUUGGUGCGAGCGCUUGGACUCAUGAAACAACUUUUUCCUAACCCAACAUCAAAUUUCGCUUCGGCUAUGGAAGAUCUCGAUCAUCAUCAACAACAACAGCAGCAAUCAAACACUUCCCCACCCAACAUUCAAACAGUCAUUUCCAAGAACCAGGACACUAUAGAAGCCAUUAGUACGAUGUUGAACUGCUCAUGUGCACACGACGGCUACCUUUUGACAAUAAUGUCGCUGAUUGUAUUCAAAGUGCUCGGUUGGUAUGCAGCAGCAGCAGCGCCAAAAGCGGGCCCAACGCACGAAGACAUCUCAGGAAUCUCAAAGCCAAGCACUAGUCACUCGCGAAAAUUAUCUCAUUCCGAGAUGGUAGUUCAAGACGCCACUGUUGUGGGUAGUUACUGCCUCGAAGGCGCUGAUGCGGAUCGCAUGGCGGCACAAUUGGUAUUGAGCGAGUUACACCGUGUACAACGUUUAGUUAAUCAAUUGUCAGCCAAGUUGAAAUUACAGAUUGCUCACGAAACACGGCUGAACAACGAACCGUCCCAGGGAUCAAGCUACAAGUCCGAAGAUAGUGACUUCGCUGUACCGCUGUCUGCGGUAACAUUGGACCAGAUUGUAGUGGAUCUGCGCAAGAGACUGAGAGCCCUUUCUGUGAAUAUUGUGGAGAGCUUGCGAAGCCACUGA